Lactuca virosa is the source of this 573-nucleotide messenger RNA. The record is from the annotation of a GenBank genome assembly. NCBI's taxonomy places the organism in Eukaryota, Viridiplantae, Streptophyta, Magnoliopsida, Asterales, Asteraceae.
AUGGCUAUAUUCCUCUCAAUCAAAGUUCAUUUCCAAGGUGUGUUCAUCAACAAACCUUUUUGCUAUUCUGAUGGUGUUCAUCAUGUGUUCGACAACGUCGAUUUUGCUAGUAUGUCAUAUAAUGAGUUUGUGGGUUUUCUUGAACGAUUCACACAAGAGAAGUGUGAGAAACUUUAUUAUUGUCAACCCGAUUUACAAAUUCCAGAAGGUUUAACCUUGAUUUCAAAUGAACUUCAAUAUCAAGAAUUUAUAGACAUUGCUUAUCAAUGUGGAGUACAAGUUCUUGUUUACAUGGACCAUUUUGGUACUACUGUGCACGUAAGUAAGGCAAAUGAAAAUGAUAAUGAGGAUAAUUGUUCUGUGAAGUCAAACAUGUCAAUCGAAGGGGAAGAAGGUAUUGACCUAAUUGACUUCAUGAGUCCACAAGAAAGCAACAUGGAAGGAGUAACCUAUGAAGGAGUAAGUCAGGAAAAUGGAAAUGAGGAGGUCACAGAAGGUGAUCCAAAAGAUGAUGAAGAUGAUAAUGUCCCAGAUGUGAAAGGAAAACCGAUGUUUAAUGAAGACAUACCUUAG